AUGGCAACGCUCCGCAUCGCCUCGUGGGCCGUCUCCCUGACCUACGCCGACCUACCGGAAUCCGUCGUGCGAGCCGCGGUCAGGAGUUUCUACAAUUGGACCGGCUGCGCGAUAGGGGGCUCGACGCAUCCAACGACCACUACUGCUUCGAAGGCGCUGGCAGCGUUCUUUGGCGCCCCAACCUCGAGUAUUCUCGGGGGCGGCGCGGGUGGUCAGGACGGCUUGCCUGCUCGACGAACCGAUGCGUCUCACGCUGCUCUGGUCAAUGGUAUUGCGUCCCAUGUCCAUGACUAUGACGAUACGCAUCUUGAGACUAUCAUCCACCCAACGGGGCCCGUGGCGAGUGCGUUGCUUGCGCAGGCGGAGGCGUCGGGGGCGGAUGUGUGUGGCGAGCAGUUCAUUCUCGCUCUUGUCGUUGGCAUCGAGGUGGAAUGUAAAGUCGGAUUGGCGGUCUGGCCGGCACAUUACGAUGUAGGGUGGCACAUUACCAGCACGACCGGUUCCAUUGGCGCCGCGGUGGCCGUAGGCAAACUACUCAAUCUCUCGGAAAAGCAAGUGGCGCAUGCGAUCGGUAUUGCUGCGACCCAAGUCGCUGGACUCCGCGAGAUGUUUGGAUCCGAUACCAAGUCAUUUCACGUUGGAAGAGCUGCGCAGAAUGGACUGAUGGCCGCCAUCCUCGCUUUGAACGGGUAUACCAGCUCUCUGCAAGCGCUGGAGGCGAAACGAGGCUGGGCAAACGUUGUCAGUACAACACAGAACCUCGACCUGCAAGUCGCAACGUUGGGCAGAGUGUGGGAGAUCGACAGGAAUGCUUUUAAACCUUUCCCUUGUGGUAUUGUCGUCCAUCCUGUCAUUGACGGUUGUAUUCAAUUGCACAAAGAGAUGAAAGCCAAGGGUCUAUCUGCUUCGAAUAUAAAGGCUGUGUCUUCGAAAGUCCACCCGCUCGUCCUGGAAUUGACGGGAAAGAAAACGCCUCAGGACGGGCUCCAGGCCAAAUUCAGCGUUUACCACGGUGGCGCGGUAGGAUUGGUUCUGGGGAAGGCCGGGCCUGCGCAAUAUGAUGACUCGGUGGUGACCAAUGCAGAGAUGAUUUCUGUUAGAGACAAAAUCGACGCGAUUGCAGAUGACCAGCUCAGAACAGACGAGGCAGAGAUGGUAGUUGAGUUUCAAGACAGGCAGGCGUUGAAUUGCCAUGUUGAGCAUGCGAUUGGAAGCCUAGAUGUUCCCAUGACGGAUGAGCAGCUGGAAGAGAAGUUCAUUGACCAAGCCAGUCUGGUGUUGGGUAUCGAGAGGGCACGGAAGGCCAGUCAGACCUGCUGGGCGUUGAAGAAAGUCCGCCAUGUCGGUGAUUUGGUGAGAGCAUUAUGA
Messenger RNA from Rhinocladiella mackenziei CBS 650.93, 1368 nucleotides. RefSeq lists its product as uncharacterized. The transcript has 2 exons. NCBI's taxonomy places the organism in Eukaryota, Fungi, Ascomycota, Eurotiomycetes, Chaetothyriales, Herpotrichiellaceae. The record is from RefSeq and is a predicted model, not a curated record. Gene Ontology annotation, molecular function: lyase activity. The coding region runs from base 1 to 1368 and encodes 455 amino acids.